Molecule: messenger RNA, 844 nt
Organism: Camellia sinensis
Lineage: Eukaryota; Viridiplantae; Streptophyta; Magnoliopsida; Ericales; Theaceae
Source: RefSeq, a predicted model, not a curated record
AAAGUGGCGUGGGGUUGUGUGUGCUGUGUUGUUGUUGAAUCGGUGAAUUGUUUUUGGUGUGUGUGUGUGUGUGGGCUGGUGCUCCAUGCGAUUGAGUGGUGGUUUUUCAUGCCGCCGGAGCCAUUGCCUUGGGAUCGGAAGGACUUCUUCAAGGAGAGGAAGCACGAGAGGUUUUCGGAUUCCGUAGGGUCCGUGUCUAGAUGGAGAGAUACUACUCCGCACUCCUCCCGCGAUUUUGCUCGCUGGGGACCGCCCGACGUACGCACCAAACCUCCAGGUCAAGGCAAGCAGGGUGGUUGGCACAUCUUUUCGGAAGAAUCUGGACAUGGGUUCACGCCGUCUCGGUCCAAUGAGAAGAUUUUGGAUGAUGAGAGUUGUCGGCCGUAUGGGGGGUCUCGUGCCGAUGGGAAGUACAUCAGGAAUAGCAGCAGGGAAUAUAGAGGGGGUUCGAUUAGCCAGAAGAAUUGGAAAGGUCACUCUUGGGAAAAUGGCUCAUCUCCGAACGGUCAUGGUCCUGCGAGGCCGGUUGAUGUGAAUGAUCAGAGGUCAGUUCAUGAUAAUAAGCUAACGCAUAACACUCAUCUUCAUUCUGUCUUUGUAAACACAUGGGAUUACACGGGUUUGAUCACCCGGGUUUGAUCACCCGGGUGGGAUUACCAUCCCUUGUCGGAUCUCCGAGUGGGAGAGCGUCCAGACCCGGAUCGCUGCCGGCCGUGGCCGCCGGAAAUUGAUGACGAGGAAGAUGACUGCGAUUUGGAGAGGGAAGCUAUUGGUGAGUGGUGAAGAAGAGUAAAGGUAUGUGUUUGUGAUAUGUGUUGAAAAAAAAAAAAACUCCCGCGGGCAG